AUGCAACAGUUACCGCUUUGCAGGGUUGAGCUGCUGCGUGAUGGUGAUGUUUGUGGCGUGCUGCCUGGGCAGCACACCGUGUUUGAGGCGGAUUCCGGCUCACUACUUCAAGCUCUGCGGCUCAAAGAUUCCUUCAUGGCACUGCGCCGCGGGCGCGUUCAGACUUUUCAGGUCUCCCGUCAGCUGCCAUCCGCUUCGCUGGUGAGAUACCCACCUCCUUUCGGACCCAUCUCCGAGGUGGAGUGCGGGCAAGUCCUUCAGCGUGCAGAAGGUUUUCUUGGCCUCGACAUCUCAGAGGUCAGAGAACGCCUGCUACAGCUUGGGCUCAGUGACCAAGCUGGCGUGGAGGCUGUUGCGGAAAGUUUGGUAAGCUUCUGCGUCACUGGCGUGUGCCGUUUGUGGAACGUCGAAGAUGCCCAUAAACGUGCAAGGCGUGCAUCGGCAACUGCAGAGGUCAGAGAGUCUUCCCUCAAGUGCAGUGGCACAGCGGCUAGAGUUCUCAGGUGUGAUGAUGUGUCCAACAUCGUGGAUGAUGACGCAGGCCAUCGAAAUUCGAAGCCGUUGCCAGGUGCCUUGCCCGCAGUUCCUGAGAAGCUACAGGAAAAAGCCAUUUCCACGGCUAUUCACGUAGGCUGCCGUGGGCCUGCAGCGCGCGUUGCUGGAGCUGCUGCAGCCAUGACUGUGGAGGGCUACGCGUUGUACAAAGAAAUUGGUCGGCACUGCGAGCAGCUGGAGGUGAAGAACAUCAGCUCAGAUCAGUUCACAGAGCGGAUUUGCGAGAGCACCGUCAGCUCCUCCGGCCGUGCUAUUGGCAGCCUUGCUGGAGCAGCAAUGGGCCAGGCUUCAAUUCCAGUCCCUGUGGUGGGGGCUGUUAUCGGUGGAGUUGCAGGUGCUGCCUGCGGCGGCUUCUAUGCCAACAGCUUGGUUCGUGGCGCUUGGCGAUUGUCAGGCGGCAAAGCCAAGGGCGGUGAUGACAUUGUGAGAUGUGUGGAGCACACGACGGACAUGAGCACUCCCGCAUUAAAAAAGGUGGACAGUCCUCCUGAUGAAGUUGUUGCUUGCCUCGCCGACCAAGCAAAGCUGUUCGAAGCGAGCACGCGACCUGAGCUAGAUCAACAGUCAUCGGAUGACUUUCUCUGA
This is a messenger RNA of Symbiodinium pilosum, 1140 nucleotides long. The record is from the annotation of a GenBank genome assembly. NCBI's taxonomy places the organism in Eukaryota, Dinophyceae, Suessiales, Symbiodiniaceae.